Messenger RNA from Plasmodium berghei ANKA, 3957 nucleotides. Its product is annotated as conserved Plasmodium protein, unknown function. The record is from RefSeq and is a predicted model, not a curated record. The coding region runs from base 1 to 3957 and encodes 1318 amino acids. The transcript is spliced from 3 exons. NCBI's taxonomy places the organism in Eukaryota, Apicomplexa, Aconoidasida, Haemosporida, Plasmodiidae.
AUGAAGAAGUCAAUUGAUUAUAUAAAUAUGUUUUUCAUAAAUUCUAUUCAUUCGUUAAUUUUGCUGAUAUUUAUGUGUAUUUUUUUUUUUUUAUUGGAUGGAGUAAACACAUUUGAAUUUAUAAGUAUUCAAGAAAGAAUAACCCAAAUUAUAUGGUGCUCUUUUUUUGUUUUACAAAUAGGACUAUUAAAAAUAGCAGAAGUUUUUUCAAACAAUUCAAAUAAAAAACAAAUUGUUUAUAUUAAUUAUAUGCUAGUUGCAUGCGUAUUUUUGGCACCAUUAUCAUCAUCACUUUUAUUUACUUCUGCUUUAUCAUGGAUAAAAGCUAUUUAUUUUAUAUACUCCUUAGGAUUAAUAACCUCUAUUAGAAUAAGAGAAUUAUUUCUUAUUUGUUUAAUUACCUUUUCUUCUGGAUGUAUACGUUUUUAUUAUAGUUUCACUGAUUCUACUGUUGUUUUUUGUUUCAUUACACUAUUAGCAGUGCAUCUUUUUAUACCUAUUAUAUCCCAUAUUGUAUUAUUUUUUUUGGCUAAACAAAUAGCUUAUAUUAAGCAAAAUCCAUUACGAGCUUUUGACAAUAUUGAAUCAUAUUUUCAUGAGUUAGAGAAGCGAGCCAUUUUGAUAAGAAAUAAUUUGAUAUACUGCCAGCAGAAUAAUAUCAGUGUAGACAUAUUAGGAAACAAUUUAUUUGAAUAUGAAGUAAAUGAUGGAGUAAAAAAAAUAAAGACAGUAAACAAAGUCGGAUUAUAUUCAUAUGAAUCUGAAUAUAGUUUAAAUAAAAUUCAGUGCGAAACACCUUUUGAUGUUAGUGAUGUAAAUUAUUCAAGUUUUAAUUCAUUUAAUAUCGAAAUCGAAAAAGACAUUUUCCAAAAUGAAGAUAGAUCUAUGAAUACAAAAAAAAAUAAAAGGUUAUCAAACACGAGGCCGUCCAGUAUAUUUAUGGAUAAAUUUAUUAAUAAUGCAGUAAAUAUUAAUAGAAAAAUAGAAUAUAGUGCCGAAAAUGAUAAAAUAAGAACUAAUGAUAAAAAAAACUCAAAAAGUAAUGAACAGGAAAUUGACAAGAAGGAAAACAAAAACUGGAAUCACGAAUGUGCAAUGGAUAAAACUGAUGAUAGAAAAUACUCAUUUCUAAAUAAACAUGGAUCUGAGAAAAGUAAUGGUUCUAUUGGAAAAAAUAAAAAAGAACUGAGUAACAAUAAAUUAUGCAAUAUGAAUGAAUUAGAAACUCAUCAGAUAAAUAAAAAUAUAGAAAAAAUAAAUACCACAAAGUAUGAUAUAUAUAAUAAUACAGUUGUACAUAAAAAUUUUUCUCUUUUACGUAAUGGUCUAGUAAAGUUUAACAGAAAAAGAAAUAUAUUACUUUCAGAGGAAUUAAAAAAAAAAAUAAAUUAUAUUUAUUUUGAUAAAAAUGGGAAUAUAAAACAGUCUAAAAUAAUACCCUUAUAUGUUUUAGAAAGACACAAUUUGAAUGAUAUUUCAAAAUACUUAAAAAGCGAAAAAUCAAAAAAUAAUGGGGAAAACAAUUAUUAUUAUCAAUUAUUUAAGAUUCUCAAUGAAAACAAAAAAUUAUUUACAAAUUCUAAAGGUAAACAAUAUACGAACUUAAAUUUACUAAGUAAUAUAAAAAGUGUUGAAAGUAGCCAAGCCAUGAAUAUCGAUAUAGAAAACAACCACUAUAAUAAGAAUCGGAAACAAUAUUCAGGGAUAAAAGAAAAGGGUAAUAAUAAUUCAAAAGUAAUAAAUAAUUUUAACUCAGAUUUGAUGAGAACACUUGAAAAAAGAAAAUCAUCUAACUAUAAAUUGAAGACAACUUCAAAAGGUGGGAGUAUUGAAUAUAAUAAGGGUAGCUACUAUAAUGAUCAGAAUAGUAAUGCGAAUAUUGGGUCCAAACAAAUUAUGAAAGAAAAUCAAAAAAGUACGAGAGUGUUUUAUCUUAUCAAUCAUGGUGAAACAGAAGAAAAAAACGAAAAUGAAUAUGAAUGCUCUGAUUUUAUAGAAGGGAAAAAAAAUAUAAAUAAAUUUCACUGUCUUUUAUCUAAUAAUGUUGAGAAUAAUUUUUUGGUGAAAAAUAAUCAUAAAUUUUAUAUAAAUAAAUCAUACUCAAAAAAAAAUGCAUUAUAUUCAGAAGAAUCGAGUUACUAUGCAUCUUCGUGUAACUAUGGUUUUUUUGUUGACGAUGCAAUAGAUAAUUCAAUUGAAGAAGAGCAUAUAGAAAGUGAUGAAAAUAGCAAAACCGAAGAAAAUAGUUCCAGCAGUUUGAAUACAAGUCCAACUAUUAAAACAUGUUGUAGGGGGAAAAAGUGGAUUUUAAGGGGAGAGAGAAAAAAAAAAAAUCGUAAAAAUUUUGAAAAUAAAAUUUAUGAACAAAUGGGCCAUGAAAACAAUGAAAUUAAUCCAAUUACACAAGAAGGGGAUGAUAAUGUGAACAUAAAGAAUGAAAAAAUGGGUAGAAAUGUGAGCAAAUGCUGGAUUCAAAAAAAGGAAAAAAGUUUCUAUUUUGGUGAACACUCAAAAAGCAGUAAUUUUUUUAAUGAAGAUGUAAAUAAAGAUAAUAUUGAAGUUAGCGAAAAAAAUGAUGAGAGUUUGGUGAAUCAUGAUGAAGAUGUAUUUUAUAAAAACUCAAAAGAGAGUGAGGAAAUGAGUAAGAAGGAAGUCAAGCAUUGCCGAGAUAAAUUAUCGUCGAAUACAUGGGGAAGAUGUUUAAGUAAAAAUGAUAAAAAUAAAAAAAUAGAUAUGCAAUCAAAAUGUUAUCAGACAUUACUUAGCAAACGCACUGAAUCAUAUAUAUUAACUAAAAAAAAACAUUUUUUCAAAUUUUAUGAUUUUAUAUCUCUAGAUUAUAUGAAAAAUCCAGAUAAUGUUGUAGGGAGUAAGAAUAAGAAUAUUUUUGAUUAUAUAAAAAUGUUUUUUUUAUCUUUAAAAUGCAUUAGUCAUAUUUUUGAAAAAAUCAAAUUAUAUUAUGAUAAAAAUGGAACUAAGAAAAAAUACUGGGAAAACUAUAACGACAUUUUUUAUAAAUCAGAAUGGAAAUAUAAUAUGCAAGACAAUGAAUUAGAAUAUAUUUUAAAUUACAAGAAUUUUAAAAGUUGGUAUGAUUAUUGGGUUAAAAAUAUUUUAUUUAAUUAUUUUAAAAGAACUCGGUUAUUAAUUUUAAUCCUGUUAAUAUUAAAUGUAUUAAUAGUUUAUUUACAAAUGCAUAUAUUUUACUUUCUAUUCAAAAAUGAGAAAAUUAAUGAUAAUGCUGAUUUUAAUAUAUUAAAUAGAAUCGACGCAUUUAUUCGAUUUUAUAAUGAAAAAAUGUUUGGAUUAAAAACUCAAAUGAAUAUAGGGAUUAUAGAAAAUAUAGACAGUAUUGUCAACGAUAAUAUUUUUAAAAAGUAUACAUACAUAAGAAUACCAAUUCAGCUUGGUAUUAAUAUAUUACUUGUUAUUCCAUCCUUUAUAAUAAAAAAUAGUAGAAGUAUAAAAAUAUUACACAUAUGUUCAAUUUUAAAUUGUUUAGUUAAUAUAUUUUUUGGGAUGGUGGAUAUAACUUAUUCGUUAAAUAACAAAAUAUAUGAUACCCAACAAAUAUAUAAGAUAUUAAAUCAUUUUAAUGUUUUUGACAUAUAUUUAAUUGGGAAAUUGAUAACCAGUAUAUUUAUAAUUCCAUUUAUUACAAACUUUAGUGAAGCCCAAACUCGCUCAUUGGUUUAUUUUAGUUGUUUUUCGUAUAUAUCUACUUUUUAUUAUUCCUUUAGCCCGCUCUCAUUUUCAAUCAAGCUAAUGUUCAUAACAAAUUUUAUUCUCCUAAUUGCAAUUUCCAUGAUAACAAUUUAUUUUACUAGAUUGGUAGCUAAAUCUCGGAAAAUGCUGUUCGUUAAAUAUGUGCUGCCCUAUUUCAUUUAUUUGACAUUUUUAAGCACAAGUAUGAAUGUUCACAGGGAAAUUCAAGAGGGAAAAAGAGAACAAACCUAA